CAUCUGCAACGAUGUGGGCUGUGGACUGGAGCAGGACCGCUGCGACUCUGCUCUGCCUUUCGGGUUAUCUUUUCUCUAAAGCUGCCGCCAAAACCUCACGGGAGGAUUCAGCGAGCCAAGAGGUGACUCUGAAGGUUCAUCUGAGCGAUGCCAGCACUCACCAGCCACUGUUUGGAGCCACCGUGCAGCUCUUCUCCAACCACACUUUUGUAACCACGGAAACCUCAUCAGCUGACGGUAACGCCUACCUGCACUUCCUCUACCGCCUCGGGACACCACUGGUUGUCACUGCAACAAAACAGGGCUAUGUGCCAAACUCUGUUCCCUGGACUCCCUCCAGAUUACCUGUGUUUUCCUCCAUCAGUCUGGAACUGCUUCCAGAAAGAGCUGCUACUCUGAUGGUGUAUGACGAUGUUGUUGAGAUUGUUUCUGGCAUGCAAGGUUUAAGAAGCCAGCCCAGAGUUAAUUUCCAGCGCAGAGCUUUGAGUCUCCCCUCCAACACGUCCUACGCCAACCUGACAGCUCUGUUCACCGUGGCCAGCUCCCCCUCACACAUCCAGCACUUUCCUCACCUGCAGGUUCUUGGCAGCAACAGUACAGGCGCAGAGAAAAAGUUUGAGUUGACUCCUGUAGCAGCCAUCUCCGUUCACCUACUGGCCAGCGACGGAGUGGAGCUGCAGGUGAAUGAGCCAAUCACAGUCUCCGUGCCACUGCCGGCUGACAGCACUCUGAAGGAAAAUGAUCACAUUCCCGCGUGGAGAUUUGACCCACGUUUAGGUUCCUGGAUAAAGAGCAGUUGGGGUCACGUCCAGAAGGAGGGAGACCAACUCGUUCUGACAUACAUUGCACCCCAGUUGGGGUACUGGGUGGCCGCCAUGUCCCCUCUGCACUCAGGCCCAUUGGUUGCGAGGGACAUCAGCACAUACCACACUGUGUUUCUGUUGGCCAUACUCGGAGGGAUGGCUCUCAUUCUACUCUGCCUGCUGUGCCUUCUGUUGUACUACUGCCGACGUCGUUGUUUGAAACCUCGAGGGACUCAUCGUAAGUUUACGCUGUCGUCUGGUCUGGACGGCAGUACGAAGGAUCAAGCCACCUCCAUGUCCAAUGUGAACCUCAUCAGCAAUGAGGUGCAGCUAGAAUUUGUUUCCACAGCGACUGAGCCUGACAUGACGACUCCAAUGUUGAAGCCUUUUUCAUAUGAGCCCCAAGACAAUCAGCGUCAGAGUCUCAUCCAUCACACCAAACAGAGCCGUUCUUCUCUCUGCAACCACAGCCAGCACGGCUCGUCCCUUGGUAAUCUGACGCCUCGCAGCAGAGACUACCGGCAGUCUACAGAGACUUUCCAGCUGAAGGCUGCCUUGUCGUCUGGGACAGAAAGGGGCUACCGCCAAUCAUACACCUCCGUCUGUUCAUCCAGCAACCACAUGUCAGAAGCACUGUCCUCAUCCAAUCACGGUCAGGUGUCGGCUACACUGCUGAGCAGUGUUGGCGUUAUUGAUUGCAUCUCUCCAUCCUCUCCUCCUCACUCCCCCAGCAGAGGGGAGGUAGGGGAGUGCAGAGCACCGGACCACCUUCUGUCCCGCUCUGUAGAUCACUUGGAGCGUCCCAACCUCCAGUCGCUCUCCCGCCCAGGUCAGCUGCUCUGCUGCGGUUCUGUAGAUCUGCUGAGUGGAGGAGAAGGCUACUCAAGAGUGCGCCCCACACUGGUGAUCCCUGCACAUUACAUGCGCCUCCCUGGCGAGCACCCGCUGUCCGGUCAGGCCCUGCUACUGCAAACCGACCAGCAGAGCGACUUAGAGACCAUCCAGGCCGAGCUCAAUGCCUCACAUUCUCAACAGCCGCUGGGACAACCUCCCCCCGACUGCACCCCGAGUUCCAACAAGCAGGGUGACAGGGAGGGUCUCAAACUUUCAGAGUCUCUGUCUAUUCCUGCCGCUCUAGGGGAGACAGCGCUGGUUGAAAUUAACAAAGAGGACACCUUGCUGGCUGAAAAGACUUUAAUGGAGCUGAGAGGAGGGAAACCUCUGCCUCACCCACGAGCUUGGUUUGUCUCACUGGAUGGCCGCUCCAACGCUCACAUCCGCCACUCGUACAUCGACCUCCAGCGGGCAGGGUGUCACAGCGGUUCUCAGAGUUCAGGAGGUCAAGAUGAUGGUGGCAGCGGGAGACACGGCAACAGCAACGAUGCCAGUCUGGACUCUGGUGUGGACCUGAAUGAGCCAAGAAUGGGACGCAGGGGGAAAGACGUAGAACAAGAGGAAAGAGAGGCUGAGAAAGACAGAACAAAGCCUGCUACACUAGCCAUGGCCUACACUCAGCUAGUUUAUGUGGAUAACCUAGAUGAGGAAAGCAAUAUGGAGGAGAAGUGUAGCCCCCAGGAUAAGACAAAACCCGCCUUACCAAACACAUCAGAGGGUAACAGACAGGAUCAGAGACAGGAGGGUGCUGAGGGGAAAACAGCUGAGGAAGUACAAAUACAAGAGGAACCUCCUUCACUUUCCCCAGCAUCCCCUGCUUCUCCUCCUCCCCUCCCCACACCAGAGGGAGUGACUUUCAGGACUGAUCAUACGCUGCUGUCGGUCUCCCCAGAAGAUGAAGCAGCACAUGAUGAGGGAGAGGAGAAGAAAAGCCCCUGGCAGAGAAGAGAGGAGCGACCCCUGCUGGCCUUCAACCUCAAAUAAGUCACAGAGGCCCAUCUAAGGAAAGGUUUACAUUUUUCUCCACAGCCUGAAUUUACCCAAAGU
This is a messenger RNA of Nematolebias whitei (Rio pearlfish), 2744 nucleotides long. It is a transcript of the gene fam171a1, whose product is annotated as family with sequence similarity 171 member A1. The coding region runs from base 12 to 2681 and encodes 889 amino acids. The record is from RefSeq and is a predicted model, not a curated record. Gene Ontology annotation, biological process: regulation of cell shape; stress fiber assembly. The transcript has 9 exons. Lineage: Eukaryota; Metazoa; Chordata; Actinopteri; Cyprinodontiformes; Rivulidae. Gene Ontology annotation, cellular component: plasma membrane.